Sodiomyces alkalinus F11 is the source of this 2020-nucleotide messenger RNA. Its product is annotated as Choline/ethanolaminephosphotransferase. The transcript is spliced from 3 exons. Lineage: Eukaryota; Fungi; Ascomycota; Sordariomycetes; Glomerellales; Plectosphaerellaceae. Gene Ontology annotation, molecular function: phosphotransferase activity, for other substituted phosphate groups. Gene Ontology annotation, biological process: phospholipid biosynthetic process. Gene Ontology annotation, cellular component: membrane. The coding region runs from base 319 to 1584 and encodes 421 amino acids. The record is from RefSeq and is a predicted model, not a curated record.
UGCAAAAGAACAAAAAAGGAAUUUUCCAGACCACCCCCGAUAUAGCUCUCGACUUUGUCCACAAUCCCGAUCUCUUUCCCGUCCCCCACCGCUUCACCAAUUAUCAGGACUCGACAAUUCCUUAAUUUUGAGGUUCACUUAUUAACUCGUCGUCCGGAAACCUCGAUACCCAUCAUCCCUCCAAGCCCCUUAAAACGCCACCAGAACUCCCGGGGAUCGCAGGAAUCUUCACGAACUCCAUACUUCGAGAACGAAACGAAGAACAGACACCUUUUGACUUUUGCCCGGCCCUUCCCCGCCGCACGGGAGCCCUUCGAGAUGGUCUACGUGCGCCAGGAAUUCCUCCCCAAUCUCCGGCAAUACAAGUACGCCGCAGUCGACCACUCCUUAACUUCCAAAUAUAUCCUCAAGCCCUUCUAUACCAAUGUCGUCAUCAAGAUGUUUCCCAUGAGCAUGGCCCCGAACCUCAUUACCUUGACGGGCUUCAUGUUUAUCGUGAUCAAUUUCUUGACACUGCUGUGGUAUAACCCUGCCCUGGACCAGGAUUGUCCUCCGUGGGUUUACUAUACUUGGGGUACCGGGCUGUUCUUGUAUCAGACUUUCGAUGCCGUUGACGGGUCUCAAGCGAGACGGACAAGACAGAGCGGGCCUCUGGGCGAACUAUUCGACCACGGCGUCGACGCCGUCAACACCGCUCUAGGAGCCUUGAUAUUUGCCGGCUCACAGAACAUGGGCCAAGGCUGGGCCACCGUCGCGACCCUCUUUGCCUCUCUCCUCACCUUCUAUGUUCAGACUUGGGACGAAUACCACACUAAACAGCUCACACUCGGCAUCGUCAACGGACCCGUAGAAGGCGUCCUCAUCCUCACCGCGGUCUACCUCAUGACCGGCUACAAGGGCGGUGCCUCCUUCUGGCAGCAGCCCAUGCUCCCCACACUGGGAGUACCCUCCUCUCUGGGCAUCCCAUCGCCCCUGUAUAACCUCUCCUUCACGCAGUGGUACAUGCUGCAGGGCACCGUCGUCAUGGUCUUCAACACGGUCGAGUCGGCCCGCAACGUCAUCCGCGCCCGCCGCGCCAAGGGCGACCGCUCCCGCGGCGCCCUCCUCGGGCUCGUCCCCUUCUUCGCCACCUGGUCCCUCAUCAUCGCCUACCUCUACCUCCAGCCCAACAUCCUCCGCGCCCACCUCGUCCCCUUCGCCGUCUUCGCCGGCAUGGUCAAUGCCUACUCGGUCGGCCAGAUGAUCACCGCCCAUCUCGUCAAGCUCCCCUUCCCGUACUGGAACGUCCUCGUGCUGCCGCUCAUUUUCGGCGUCGUCGAUUCUCUCGGCCCCGCUCUUGGCGCUGCCGGGUUCCCGCUCUCUUGGCCCUCUGCCCUUGGCGACGGCGUGUACCAGGUCGCUUUCAUGUUCAUGAUGCUCGGCGUUGCCAUUGGCGUCUAUGGCAGCUUCGUCGUCGAUGUCAUUGUCACUAUCUGCGAUUACCUCGAUAUUUGGUGCUUGACCAUCAAGCACCCUUACGUGGAACCCGUGGCUGACGGAAAGGUGGACGGCGCGGCCCAUGCGGGCGGGAAGAAGGUGCAAUGAUGCGGGAAAGGGGUUGAGUGUGCGUCUUGCCGUAGAGUCUUUUGGGAUGAUUGCACUUGCGUCUGACAAUAGAUGAAGGAUGUGAAGUGGUGGGUCUGAGCCUGACGGAAUGAAGGGGAUAAUAUCAAUAAUGGGUCUUUGGGGUAAACAUCCGGGAUACAGAACUGCCUUCUUGGCAUCGGGGAGGAGACAAGAAGGGAUGUCUUCGCGGCGUCUACGGCGUACAGGCGCAUCGACACGAACACAUGGAGACGAGAAGGCACGGGGGGACGCGUUUCCUUUCGGCGGUAACUCAUAAUACAGCAUUAUAUAUAUAUAUAUUGCCUACAGGGCCUAAUGCUAUGGAACGAUCGUCUGGGCAGCGAAUUCCAAUGUACUUAUAUGAGCCGAUGAAGAGUAGAUAGAUAACUUAUAGCAACUCGGGUGUGAUAAAGAU